AGAGCUAGUAUUACACAAAGUUGUUUGGGUGCAUGCCAGUGAGUCUCAAGGUGCUUUACCUGCAUCACAAGGUUUGUGACUUCAUGGAUGUUUCCCUGUCCAGCCUGUAUGUUUACAAACCAAUUGGCAAUCAAUCAACCUUUAAUUUUACACGUUGCAUUGUAAAUGAUUUAAGCACAGGGCUUUUAAUAAACCAUUAACCAUAAUGGUUUACAAUGGUUUCACUUGUUUUCAAGGACUGUUUAGUAAUUUGAACUAUGUUAACUUGCAAAUAUACUGAAAAUAUGACGUGCAAAUAGAGUAUAUGCAUGUGUGCUCAUCGUACAAAUAUGCAAAAACAUCAUGAAAGUCCCCAGAUCUCCAUGCAGCGUAAUAUCCGAAGCACAAACUGGUCAGUUGACAUUUUACCAGCAUGCUAUCUCGACAUGUGAACUUGCAAUGCAUUUUUAACGUAAGAUUCCCCAGUAUUUUUACUUCAGCCUCUUGAUGCAGCUGUAACACAACAUGAAAUUAAGGUCUCUUAUCACAGAUAACUGAUAAUAAUAAUGACUUCCAAUGGGAAUGUAUUCUUAAUUAAGCCCACCAGGGAAUGAAUGGUCUGUUCAUUUUCCAGAGAACUUCACAACUGCAAAACUUGCAUUUUACCCGACCCAAGGCAAUAAAGACCUUAUAUAAGGAGUGUACAAAUGUAAUAAAAUUAAUGGCUUUUAAAUUAAUAAAGUUACAUUUCAGCAGAACAAAGAUCAAAUAAAAAUUCAUUGUGAAGAUUUCAGAGCCAUAGCAACUUUAAGAUGUUCUUUAAGACUAGCCUUUCACAACUAGCCUUAUAAAAAAAAAAGGCAAAACUCAUUAUAAGAGCAAUAAAAAAAUAACCUUGUAAGCAUGCAAUGAAAAGCAAUGCCAAGAGAUAUAAAAUAUCUCUCUCAUUCUAAUGUUGCCAUAAGGUAUUAGUAAAAAGAGUGCUUCAGAAAUAUUAUUUCAACUUUCCUCAGGGUAAAGCUUCUCCUGGUGCUUAACAAAAAAUAUUGUGUUUGAGGACAUCAUUAUGUGCAUUUCUUUCUUUUAGAUCAGGUCCCAGAUAUAUUUCUAGUUCAUAAGACAUGAGAAAAACUGCAAAACCUGUGUAAUCAAGAUCAGCCUACAUGUAAGGGAAUGUAUUUCUAUGCUUGUUUUAAAAUAACUGACACAAAAUGUGUUGAAUAUUUAAGAUACUUUUAUCUACCAGCAAGUAAUUUUUAAUUCAGUAUAUAAAAAAGAUCAGAUGAUUUUUUUUAUUCCUCUGCAAUUUGCCUAGUAACAACUCAGGAACAAACACCAAGCUCUGAAACCUGCAGUCACAUCUUCCUGUGACAGUGUUACUUCAGUCACAUAAGAUCAGUAGCAUCAGAGGAAGUAUUGUUUUAAAGAUGCAGCUAAGACUGGAUUAAAUAAAUGCUUCUGAGGAACACCUUACAGUAAUAUUUUAAUAGCUUACAUAUACAGGCAAUAUGUAGAAACAGUGGACCAGAGUAGAUGGAAAGAUGAAAUGUGGAUGAAAGGCUCUGGCGCCAUCCAGUGUAUUAAAAGGCGCUGAGCAUGGUGUGUAGGCUAUUGCAAAAAAUAUGGAUCACUUGACAUAAACGAAACUUGAAAUAAAAACAUAGGCCUACAUACCAGUGCCUUCCAUUUAUUUUACUGUCUAUGGUGCCAUCGUGUGUGUGAUGGAAAGUCCGACUCAUUUCAGCUGAUCGGUUCUUUUGAACAAUUUCACAGAACCGGUUCGCUGAUUCAUUUUAUGUUGUACGUGUCUACGUAAUCACGUUUCCGAGAUAGCGCAGGCGGACUUAUGUAGGCACAAAUCGCUGUUUAUUAAUUUUUUUUGUUUUAUUUUCAAGAAUGUUUGUUGUUCCUAAGCCCAAAUUCAGUCGCAUCAAUGAUUUAGUUCCGAAACAUAGAUUCAUCUUCUUGUCUACAAAACUGUACAAAAUUGCUUUGUCUGAUAAAACAUAUUCAUGCAAUCACGUGAUACAAAUAUUUCUACGUUUUAUUUUUCACAUUUUGGAAAUUAAUCUAUUAGGGUUCUUGGCUCAUUACAAGCAGGACGAUUGAAGUUAUUCAGUCUCAUUCAUAAAUGAAUCAUUCAACCGCCCAAACGGUUUUGUGGAGUCAUUAAAAAGAUUCGACUAAAAAGAAUCAGAUUUCUUUAGUGUAGUGGGCGUUGUAAUCUGUGUAAACAGAGCGUGUAUUAGGCUAUUCAAGCACAAGAAAAAACAACGGCGUAUAUGCAUUCCGCUUUUCAUGACUUCUUGGUUUUUGUUCUUUUUUUGAUGCCAGGUUCUCUGGAUAUGGGCUAAAUGUUAUGAAAGCUGUCGAUACAUAACUAUAUAAAAUGGGUUCGACGAACUCCACCCUGUUAAAAAUACCUAACGUCGAGGUGCUGAUGCAAGAGACGGGCUGUUUUAUUGGUAACUCUCUGGCGCAUGAUCACUAAGAUGAAGCAUAUCGGGUACAAAUUCUGGUUGCAUGAGCAUAAACAGUCCUUGACAGUGACAGGUGUUGUUCAGUUAAUAUGAAUUUACUUUCCUUUUGCAAACCAAUGAAUGUUCCUCUAAUACAUUGCACAAAAAGAAUUUAAAAUAGAAAUGCACUAAUGAAUUUAAGUGAAGCUGGUUGAAGAGGAGAAUUUUUUAAAUGGUCAGUUCAGUUUGUUUGAUCCACUUGGGACCUCAUUUGUUGAGUCAUGAUUCUGCAGGGCUACAGUGAAACAUUUUCAUAAUUAAUGUGAUUUCCAGUCAAUUUAAUGUCUUUUCCAGUCUCGCCUGCCCACAUUAUUCGCCUCCAUGAUCGCUUCAAAGCUCUGGAUAAAGAAGGACGAGGUCAUCUCUGUCCCCAGGAUUUUGGAGCCAUAAAGGAGUUGGCAAUGAACCCCAUAGGAGACAGAAUAAUAGGUGCAUUCUUCUCCCCAGGGAAGGAAACGGUGGACUUCGACACUUUUGUGAAGAUCCUGGCUCAUUUCCGGCCCGUUGACAAGGACCGACCCAAAGAGCUCAAUUCUCCUGAGCCCAUCAAUAGCAGGAGCAACAAACUCAGAUUUGCAUUUCAGUUGUAUGACCAAGACAAAGAUGGCAAGAUUUCCAGAGAUGAGCUUUUACAGGUUCUCCGGGCCAUGCUGGGGAUGCAGGUGACAGAGGAGCAGCUGGAGAGCGUAGCAGACCGCACUAUACAGGAAGCAGAUCUAGAUCGUGAUGACGCAAUCUCUUUUGAGGAGUUUCGUAAGUCUCUGGAGAAGAUCAACAUUGACAAUUUGAUGAGCAUUCGCUUCUUGCGCUAGAGCAUCAUGGGAAAGCUUGUACAUCAACCUUAUACGCAUCUAUCUCCGAGCCUCAGAAAACGGAAGGGUGUCUGAAAUGCCCAGGACAGUAUGAUGGGAUCAAUGUUUGUCUGUCUAAAAUGAAUUUAAUACACUGGUAGUGUCUGCAUAUAAACUGCACACUGACAAAUAAUAUAAAGUUUACCGAAGUAGUGUUGGGUCAGUAAAAUCUUACCGACCCCUGUAGAUUUUUGCAUUCUGUUUCUUGAUAUUGAAUACAUUUUAAAGAAUUGAUUAGUUAAUUUUGUAGAUAAUUCUAACUAGCUGGAAAGCAUUUGUAAUAAUGUUCAGAAUGCAUAGUGUUGAAUUGUUAUAUAUCCCUAUAUAUGGGGGAAAAGGUUUUGUUUUCCUCUCUGUGAAGUGUGACAAUCUCAAGAUAGGAUUUCCCAAGGUUUAUUAGAUGUAUACACUUUCAUCUCAGUAGAGAUUUUGUAGCAUCUUGGUUGCAUGAUGCUUUCCAUACAUUUUGUUUAUGUAUGUAAAUUUAUCCUGAAUCCUGAUAGAAACUGAUUUUUUUUCUGUCAUUUACGUCUCAAAAAAUGUGUUAUUCUUUCAGUGCAGGUAUGCUUCAUGCAAUUUUACCUACAAGUGAGAAGAAAGGCUACCUCACCUGACUGCACUUAUGCAUGCUGUACCAAAACCACUAAAAAAGCUUUUUUCAUCUUUAUAUGAAAUGCAAGUGAAUGAUAUUAAAUCAUUUUGCACAAUA
Messenger RNA from Carassius gibelio (silver crucian carp), 4058 nucleotides. Its product is annotated as calcineurin B homologous protein 1. The transcript has 7 exons. The coding region runs from base 2780 to 3310 and encodes 176 amino acids. Gene Ontology annotation, molecular function: calcium ion binding. NCBI's taxonomy places the organism in Eukaryota, Metazoa, Chordata, Actinopteri, Cypriniformes, Cyprinidae. The record is from RefSeq and is a predicted model, not a curated record.